Molecule: messenger RNA, 783 nt
Organism: Spodoptera exigua (beet armyworm)
Lineage: Eukaryota; Metazoa; Arthropoda; Insecta; Lepidoptera; Noctuidae
Source: the annotation of a GenBank genome assembly
AUGUUCCGAGAAGUCAUCAAGUGGCCGAGGACACUAAACGUAUCAGAAGUUAACCUAAGUGAUCACUGGGAAGCAAUAAAAUGUCUGCCUGGAUUGGAUAGGAACUGGCGCGGCUGUGUGCAAAUGAUCCGGCGCGGCGUACGCCGAAGGACGCGGCCGCAUUCCGCACCGCACCACUACAUCGAGAUGACACACAUACCGACACGCGCUAAUCUCGCGUCGCGGGCAGCCGUCGCCGAAGCGAAUCGCAUACAAAUGUGCCGCCAGUCAGAGCAAAAACUGCUGAAUAAUAUCCCCUCAGUUGUAGCUCUCGCACACGAGCUUUAUAGCACACAUAAUGAUGCAGUCACGGCACGCUCUAUGCAUUUUACAACCGCAUUACUCUGGAAGAGCUUUAUAUUGUUAUUUUUUAAUAUCAAGUCUAUUGUCACCGCGUCCGUGAGCCAUAUUGGACACAAACAGCGAGCGAUCCGAUCGGUGCUGGGCUCAGGUUGCCGGCAUGUGCCAACUCUUAGUAAAGUCGAGGAGUGGCUGCGGGAGCAAUUUUAUUGCCUCUUAUUGGCUAACGUUCAAAGUGACAACUUUAAAGACUGUAAGAACAUUAAAAGCGGAUCUUUAGUGGGGAGGGGUGUGGGGGGGCGGCCGCACGAGGCACGAGGCAGCAACAAGCUGGGCGUCGAGACAGAGCCGGCGCGACCCGCCGACGCCAACAAUCCCACUCAACAUAAAACUAAAUCUCCACAGACAACAAGAAAACGCAAUAGCUCUCCACAAAAGACGUGA